GUUUCAGCGCAAUUCAUUUGUGAGAUUAAAUGUUAAAUUUAUUUUGCGUCGCUAGCUCUAUAAAUUCCCUUCAAGAUGAGGUUUAUGCUGACGUUUCUAAGGCAUGGUGAAACUGACUGGAAUGCUCAGCUGAAAUGUCAAGGACAGGCCGAUGUUCCUCUUAAUAAAGAAGGGCAUAAUCAAGCCAAGGCCGUUGCAACUUACCUUGCCAACGAGAAGUUUGACUAUGUAUUCUCAAGUGACUUGAGCAGGAGUUUCCAGACUGUCCAGAAGGUGGUAGAGCUAGGACCCAACCCAAACCUAGAGAUUGUAAAGGACGAAAGGCUCAGAGAACGAAGCUUUGGUAUUUACGAAGGAAUGUCAUUUGAUGUCUAUCAACAUGCUCUUCAGAACUGUGUUGGAGAGUUUGUAGUAGAAGGAGGAGAAACAGCCCCUCAGGCAUUACAAAGAUUUAUCGACUUCCUCAACGACAUGUGCAAGAGUGUCAAAACACAGGAAACCAACAAAGUAAACAGUGCAAAGAGCUCUGAAGGGGAGGCUUCCGGUGCUUCCAAUACCGCACCAAACCCAGCAGGUGGGGCUACAUCCAAGGUAUUUGUAUCUGAAUUCACAGGCGAGGACAAGGCAGCGAGGAUACUCCCUCACGUGCUGGUCUCGACGCACGGCUUCAUGAUCAGGAGCUUCCUCAAAUACCUCCACUGCGUCGUCAACGUGGAGAUUCCGGAAGGCGAUUGGCUGAUCGACGACGGUUGCCCGAAUACGUCCCUCAGCACGCUGGUCGUGGAGACGGAUAAGGAUGAUAAGUUUGAUUUUGAAAGGCUGAUAUGUUACUUUAUCUAUAAGGUGGAUCAUUUUUCAUAGUAACUGAAUUGGGUCUAGCCGACUAUGCGGGCAGUCAGUACUAGCUAGGAAUAAUCAGGACUUAAUGAAUGAUGAGGCUAUGUAAGUGUAGUACCCUAAGCCUUUAUUAUGCAAAAUAUGUGUAGAUCAGAUUUUGCUUACAGGAGCUUUAAAGUGCAGUCUAUUUGACAAAAGGUAGGAUGAUUUAUCUUACUGUGUUGACUAGAUAGCAUUAUUAUGUCGAUAAGGCAAAAUAUGUUAUUAUAUCUACAACUUAUCUCACUGUGAUUUCUUUUCACUGCCUUGCAAGAUGACGUAUUUCACCAUGCAGACAUUACUAAGCUGCUUAUUUGGCUUUGCAAGAUUAAUUUUUUUGCUAUCUCAUCAAGUGGUGACAAUUUAAAGAUUCGGCACUUGAUCAUUGAAUUUAAUUUGAUCAGUCAACAAGCUGAACAAUCAAUCAGUCUGGUAUGUUAUACCUCAGUCACUUUUGCUCUAUGGUGGCCAUAUUGCGAAUCAAAAACAACCUAUAUGUGUUAUAUUACAAAAAUGUUAAAGCCUGUGUAUAGCUUUGGUAAAGGGUCAAUAAUGUGAUUGAUAAUCGAAUAUCAUCUAAU
This is a messenger RNA of Lytechinus variegatus (green sea urchin), 1457 nucleotides long. Its product is annotated as fructose-2,6-bisphosphatase TIGAR-like. Lineage: Eukaryota; Metazoa; Echinodermata; Echinoidea; Temnopleuroida; Toxopneustidae. The record is from RefSeq and is a predicted model, not a curated record. The coding region runs from base 76 to 861 and encodes 261 amino acids. Gene Ontology annotation, cellular component: cytosol. Gene Ontology annotation, biological process: fructose 2,6-bisphosphate metabolic process; negative regulation of programmed cell death; fructose 1,6-bisphosphate metabolic process. Gene Ontology annotation, molecular function: fructose-2,6-bisphosphate 2-phosphatase activity. The transcript is spliced from 5 exons.